UGGCAAAAAAUCGAAGUGCGUCAAGAUUUCCCAUCAGCAUUUUUCAACUCGGUGUAUUUUUUCUCGAAAAGCGAUGAAAAAGUGUCCAUCGUCGGCGGAAAAUAGUGCAAAAGUGUGCGGUCAGGUGCAGUGGACCUAAAGAUACUAAAAUUUUCCUGUUUGCUUCGGGUUUCGUAGGCGAAAAAUUGUUUACAAAAGUGUUCAAAUUUAACAUCUCGGGAUUCUUUUCUUCCUUCUGCCUCCCGUUUGGGGACGGCUGCUAGUGUCGGUGUGUUGGUAGUUUUUCCGAGUUCCGUAGUUUGUAUACACAACACACGCUUGCGUAUUUUUUUUUCUUCCUCCUGUUCUACGACUACGGACGGCCACCGCAAGAGCUACGGAGCAUUGGUUUCGUGAUUUGUUGUGUUUGUGCUCGGUCGCUCGGGGACAGAGUGAUGAAAGUGUUUACCGACAAUGGUCGCGGUGGAUUAUUUUCCGUGAAAAUAGUUAUAAUCUCGCCCAGAUUGUCAUUGUUGUCCUACGUGUGCCAUAACAGUAGCAGCACUGCCCAAGACGAUGAGUGUGAACGAUGAAAGUGGACCGGCGAACGAUUCUGUGGCUAGCACUUCCUCGGGAGUAACCUCCGCGACGGCAGCAGCAUCAGCAACAGCCACAGCCACCAGCGCUCUGGAGAAUCUGAAGAUACGGGACGAUCUGUUCAGGAGUGUCAAGUGCUUCAUCACCGGAACGCUAGAUCCUAAGAUCGCCAAGUUGCUCGAAGAUGGCGGAGCAUCAAUCUCCUCCUACAUGGACUUUAUUACCCACGUCGUGUGCGGUGCCAAUUACGACGAAAACGACAUAGCCCAAGCGGCGGAACUGUACGACGUUCCUUCCGUCACGGAAGCUUGGGUACUGGCAUCGGUCCGUCUAGGUCGAUUGGCGUCCACAAAGGCGUACUUCCCGCUCAAGUCGGCCUUGUUUAGUAAUCUCACAUUUGCCGCUACCCAGCUGGACAAUAGAGAUCUGAAGAAAUUGUACACAGUUAUCACCUUCAACGGUGGCAAGGUUAGGAAUCUAUUCGAUAGACAGACCACACAUUUGGUUAGUGGAAAUACCAAGGGUUCGAUUUACGCCAAGGCAGCCAGCGUAGGCGGCGUAACUGUAGUCACUCCCGACUGGGUUAUUGAGAGUUUGAAAGCAAAGAGCCUCAUAGCUAGCGCACCCUAUCAUCCACGAUUAGUCAUUACACCUAGAAUAUUCAAGCAAGCACCGCGCCCGGCAACUCCGGCACAAAAAACGGAACCAGAAAAGCCUCUAUCAAGCAUAAUUGGUUUUGAUUUCGAGGAAAAUCUUGCCAAGACAGAAGUUCCGACUAGCGGUAGCAAUAAGAAGGAAGAAGAAGUCCCAGUGUCACAAGGUCAACCAACGAUCCAAGAGGCUCCGAAAACUGUAGCCCCAGUUCAGACGGUACCAGUGCAGCAACAGCCGCAACAGCAGCAAGUUCAUCAAAACUACCAAAGCCAGCAACAAACCGCCGGUCCUAGGUUGGUCAGACCACCAGGGCCACAACAAGCACAACUACAGCAGCAGCAGCAGCAUCAGCAACAACCCCAAGUACAGCAGCAACCAUCGCAGAACCUGAACAGGCCUAUUGGACCGAUCAACCAAGUUGUGCAACAACAACAAACACACAUUCAAAAUCAACAGUCGACUCAGCAUCAGCAGCAACAAAUACAAUUGCAACAGCAACAACAGUUGCAAAUACAGCAACAGUUUCAGAAAAUCACAAUGCAACAAUCUCAAAAUACUCAACAGCAGCAACAACAACAACAACAACAACAACAGCCAAUGCAGCAGCUGCAACUACAACCGUCAUCACAUCAGACACCACAGCAACAGCAACAGUCACAGCAGAUGGUAAGCCAAGUUCAACAAACGCAGCAACAACAACAUUCACAGCAGCUUCAACAGCAGCAACAACCAAUUCAAGGACAGAGCAUUGUUUUGCAACAACCGCUACAUCAGCAACAACAAUCACUACAACAGCAGCAACAGCAAUCACUACAACAGCAGCAACAGCAAACACUACAACAACAACAGCAUCAACAAACACUACAACAGCAACAACAACAACAACCACAACAACCACAUCAGCAGCUACAGCAACAGCUCCAAUCACCUCUGCAACAGAUGCAGUUGCAACAGCAACAUUUGCAACAACAACAGCAACAACAGCAGCAACAGCAACAACAACAACAGCAGCAGCAACAGCAACAGCAACAACAACAGCAACAGCAACAACAACAGCAGCAACAGCAAUUACAGAUCCAGCAGCAGCAUCAGCAAAAUGCUCAACUCCAACAACAGCAGCAGCAACAGCAACAGCAACAGAUUCAACAGAUUCAGCAACAAGCUUUGCAGCAACCCAACCAGGUUCAGUUGCAGCAGAAUAUUCAACAGCAAACGUUGCAACAGCAAGUUCAGCACAACGUUAAUCAAAUACAGCAGAAAAUGGCCCAGCAACAGCUACUACAGCAGCAGCAAAAGCAAUUGCAGCAGCAACAACAACAACAGCAUCAACAUCAACAGCAACAACAGCAAAUCUUGCAGUCCCAACAACAACAACAACAACAGCAGCAACAAGUGCUACAACAACACCACCAGCAGCAGCAGUCUGCACAAUCCCAACAGCAGCAGCAGCAGCUCAUUCAGCAGAAUCAAGGUCCCAUGCAACAGGGGCAACCCAACCAGCAAAUCAUACAGCAGGUUAUUCAGCAACAGCAACCACCCGGCCAACCCAAGCAAAAUAUACAGGUUGUUUUCAAAGGAGGGCAGAAUCUUCAACAGCAACAACAAACGCAACAGCAGCAGCAAAUUCAACAAAUCAUGUCGAACCUUACCGCGGGCGUUGAAGGGCCCAAUGGGCAGCAGCAACUUCAGCAGCAAAAGAUCAUUCGUCAGAUAACGAUAAACCAGGGCCCUCAGCAGCAGCAGCAGCAGCAGCAGCAACAGCAGCAACAGCAAAUGCAACUUGGUCAGCAGCAGCAGAUUCAGAUUAGUCAACAGCAGAUACAACAACUUCCAGGUCAGCAACCGGGACCACCUCAACAACAGCAGCAACCCGUUAUGAUACAGCGCACGCUUUCGCAACAACAAAUUCCUGGUCAACCAGGACAACCGGUCCAGGGAGGACAGCUGAUUCAGCAGCCGAACAUUCAGCAAUUGCAAGGUGGAAUUGGUCAACAACCGAAGAUAAUCCAACAAACGAUUAUUCAUCCUCCUUCUUCCAAUUAUCAAACCAUCACAAAGCAACUGAUAGUCGGUCAACCUCCCAAUCAGCAGCAGCAGCAGCAGCAGCAGCAACAACAACAGCUACAGCAAUCGCAACAACAGAUUCUUCAGCAACAACAAAUGCAGAAACCUGGCGGAGCUGGACUUCCGCCUGGUCAACAACCACCACAGCAGCAGAUUGUGCAACGUAUUGUGCAGCAGCAAGUUCUGCAGGGACCACCCAGCAGUGGACAAUCCGGAGGGCAACCGCAGAAUAUUGUCAUCAUCAACCAAGGCGGCAAUCAGCAGCAGAUUAUUACUUCGUCUGCUCCUGGACCUCUUCCCGGACAAAUACAGGCCAUGACUCCGCAACAACGAAUUCAAUACAUGCAGAAUUUACAGCAACAAAAGCAACACCAGCAGCAACAACAACAGCAGCAACAACAACAGCAGCAAGGUCAGCAGAUCAUCGUUAGUGGAGCCGGCCCGGGUCCUGGACAGCAGCAAGGUCAGCAAAUUCUUCAGCAACCAGUUCAAUCAGCGUCAGGCAUGGGACAAAACAUUGUCCAAAUUCACCAACGACCGCUUCAACAACAGGGUAUUCCCGGUCCGCAACAACAGCAGCAGAUUAUGACUUCUAUUGGACCGGGAAUGAUGCCUGGUCCCGGGCAACAACAGCAACCACAGCAAACAAUUGUUGUUCAACAACAACAAAUGGCUCCCAACCAGCAGCAAACCAUUAUUCAGCAGCAGAUGCUGUCUCAACAACAGCAACCGCAGCAACAGUUAAUUAUCCAGCAACCUGUUCAGGGUCCACAGCCUGGUCAACCCCAGCAACAAAUCCUACAGCAAACGCUUUCAACCAGUGGUGGAACAGUUCAUCAGUUGCUGCAGCAACCGGGUCAACAACCGGGUCAAGGUCCGGGCAUACUACAGCAGCAGAUCGUCGGCCAGGGACCUCCUCAGACUUCUCAACCUAUGGAUGGUAAUCAAAUUCUGCAGCAGACAGGUCCCAAUGGCGAAAUCAUCCAGCAGCAGUUGCUUUCUGGUCAACAGUCGAGUCAAGUUCAGCAGCAACAACAAUGGACACCACAAAGUCCUAUCCAGCAGCCGAACCAACCGAAUCAAUCUCCGAUUCAGCAAUUUCCACAGCAACCUCAAGGAAUCCCUGCUGGAGCUACCAUCAUUCAACAAACUAUUGUUCCAUCGGGUGCUGCAGUUCCUGGACAGCAACCUGGUGGUCCGCCACAGUUUAUCAGAUCUACAGUAAGACCCCAGGUUCAACGGCAGUACAUUCAACUGGAUCCGCAGACGCACGCUACAUUGCAAAAGCUGGAUCCUGCGAGUCGCCAGGAGUACAUCGAUCGUCUACAGGCAAAGCAGCGUGUUCUCAUGCAAAGACAGCAGCAGGCGGCCGCUUUCCAAGCUCGUCCGGGACAUCCUGGAGCGCAACCUGGUGUCCGUCAGCAGCAGAUCAUUUACAGAGGACCGAUGCCCCCGGGACUAAAUCAGCAGCAACAGAUGCAAUGGAUUCAGCAGCAAAACGCUCGCCAGGGUGUCGUCCGUCCGGGAGCUCCGGGACUUAGCCCUAUAACUCAGCAAAAUAUUGGUCCACCUGGAAGUCCCAUGAGCCAGUUCCCUGUAGAUCCGAAUGUUUCACCACAACAUCAACAGCGGAUGCAACUCGAACGUCAGCAGCAACAGCAGCAGCAGCAGCAACAGCACCAGCAUAGACUCAUUCAAAUGCAAAUGCAGCGAGAGCAAGCACAGAAGGGAGUUCCCGGUCAACCUCAGCAAGGGCAAGCAAUUUCUCCGCGAGGAGCUGGUGGUUUUCCACCUGAUGUUGUUGGUGAUGGAACAGCUACCAUUCAGCAAACCAUCGUGGGACCUCCCGUAGGACAUCCUCAAGAUCCAAAUGUUCCUCCCGGUUCACAACAGAUGAAGAAUCAAACUAAAACUGCUCUUGCCAAUAUGCUUAGCAACCGCCUUGGGGCCAAUGGAAGCGUUGUUCCUAAUAUCCCUGAAGUGGCUGCAGCAGCUGAACCAUCAGCAGCUGGAACUCUUCGGAUGAUGACCGCACAACACAAUGCAGCACUGCAGCAAACCAUGACACCUCGCUCGCCUCAGGAUUUACUAGCAAUACAGCAACAGCAGCAACGUCGUACGCUUGGAAAUAUCACCAAUUCCGGAGCCCCUGUUUGUGCAGUUGCCAACCAAAUUGUUCAGCAAGUACCUCCGGGAACUCCAGGAAUUCCUCAAUCUCCAUCCGCUAUUAAGGGAGCCCCACCGUUCAGUCCAGGACGAGCUCCACUUCCUAGACCUCAGUACUACGGACAUAAUCCGAACCUCAAGCUACAUCCGGAAUUGUUCCUCCUUGGGUGCACCUUCUACAUAAUCGAGUACGACGAGACCCACAAGAAUGACGUGGAGGACUGGAAAACCAUCAUCAAGAAGCACGGUGGCGACAUAGAGCAGUGCUACAGUCCCAAAGUUACACACGUCCUCUGCCGAACGCAGCGUCAUGGCGUCGUCAUGCAGGCCAUUCGCGACGCCAAGCGCUGCAUCACUUCCUAUUGGUUGAAUGACAUUGUCCUUAAGAAGCAACUUCUUCCACCCUGGCAAGCCUUGCACCUUCCAACGCCUUCCAUCUUUGGCAAUCAGAAACCGGCCACCAAGCACAACAUGUCUAUUACCGGCUUCGAAGGCGAAGAGCGAGUGCGCAUCAAACAGAUGAUUGAGGAAUCUGGCGCCAAAAUGACACCGUACUUUAGCAAAUCGAACACGGUGCUGGUCUGCAAAAGGAUCGACAAUCAGAAAUACAAAUACGCCAAAGAAUGGAACAUUCCGACGGUGAAUACGGUGUGGCUGAGUGAUAUCCUUUUGGGCAAUCUAAGUGCGAUGCAGCAGUGCGACGGACCAAAGUAUCAGCAGUUUAAUCUGAACUGUCCGUUCCGGAUCGAUUACAACUUGGUUAUACAUUUGAUGACUGCGUGGAAAUCUCCUAUUAACUUGACUCCGGAAUCACACGAACGAGUCAAACGUAGUCUUUCUGAACCUCCUCAACCGGCUACAGCGACUAAGAAAAUGCGUACGCUUCCACCGUUGGAGCCGAUUCCGGCUGAUAUUAUUUGUCAACGGCAACCGGAUGCUGACAGUAUACCAAAUAUUAUGUUUUCUCAAAUCGAUAAUACGGAGGGAUUGACGAGGGCUGUUAUGACACUCGGCGGUCGCAUUGCUAGUGGUCCGGCGGAUGCUACGCAUCUGGUGAUGACCCGGGUGGCACGGACGGUUAAACUAAUCACCGCUAUAACCACGGUCAGGUAUCUGCUAUCGAGCAAAUGGAUUACGGACAGUGCCAUGGCCGGAUGCUUCCUGGCGGUCGAAUCUUACAAGCUGGACGUGAAGGAGCUGGACGAUAUGUUUAAGUGCGACCUGUACAAGGUGCUUGAAUCGCCCAACCGAUCGAAGCUCUUCGAAGGUAAGAUAUUCUUCAUUACGCCUCAGGUGAAACCAUCCAGCAAGGAUGUAAAACAGAUGAUCGAACUGAGCGGUGGGGUGGUGGAGAAACAUCCACGUUCGGUCAAGAAGAUUCGGGAAACGAAUUUGGAAAAGCCGGGCACUUAUGUGAUCAUUGGCUGCCCGGAAGACCGAAUCUUCAUUCAACCGUUCAUCCAAAAGGGCAAACAUGGUGCGUGUCAGAUCUGCACGACCGAAUACGUGAUGCAAUCGAUACUGCUGCAAAAGUUGACGAUCGAGCCGCAUAUUAUCAAAUGGGAACUCGGCUCGUAAGGUAGAAGAUAAGUGUUUUCUCUGUACGUGUAGCAUUGGAAGCAAUAACAAAAAAAAAAUGUAUUUAUCAUCGCGAAACGCUAUUGAAUAGUGAACAAAAUGUCUUAGAGUGUACUAUGAUUGAGGUCAGUAGAACUCAUAUACUAUAUAAGGGGCUGUCGAAGUUAUGUGGAAGAUUAUUUAAAGUUACUGUCUCAUGAGGAUAUAUUUUCGAAAAAUGCUUAUAUAUGUGUAUAAAUUUAAAAAGGAAAAUAGACAUGGAGGAAAUGUAAAGCGGGUUUGAGAUAGUUUGAAGAGUAACAGAGAAGGUUUGAGGUACAUAUAUAUAUAUAUAUUACAUGUAACAGUAAAGUUCACGAGUGCAUUUUAUCACCCUUCUAGAGUACGUACAAUACGAACGACACAGUAUACAUUAUAGAAACAUACCACGUAGUCAGAUUAUCGAUUAUCAAUCUAAGGAUUUUGAGUCAACAAACUGGUAGGACAUUGAUCGCAGAAAUAUGAUGCUAAUUUAUGAAA
Molecule: messenger RNA, 7557 nt
Organism: Ochlerotatus camptorhynchus
Lineage: Eukaryota; Metazoa; Arthropoda; Insecta; Diptera; Culicidae
Gene: Ptip
Product: PAX transcription activation domain interacting protein
Exons: 6
Coding region: 556-7038 (2160 amino acids)
Source: RefSeq, a predicted model, not a curated record